Pyricularia oryzae 70-15 is the source of this 2629-nucleotide messenger RNA. Its product is annotated as high-affinity nicotinic acid transporter. NCBI's taxonomy places the organism in Eukaryota, Fungi, Ascomycota, Sordariomycetes, Magnaporthales, Pyriculariaceae. The record is from RefSeq and is a predicted model, not a curated record. Gene Ontology annotation, cellular component: plasma membrane. Gene Ontology annotation, biological process: transmembrane transport. The transcript has 4 exons. Gene Ontology annotation, molecular function: transmembrane transporter activity. Bases 279 to 1769 code for a protein of 496 amino acids.
GUCAAUUGUCUGUACCUUUAUUUGUCGUGUGUUCCCUCUUUUUUUAAUAGUUCGCCCCCGGCGUUCUUGAGUAGCGUGUCUUUUAAGUGCGCAUUUAAUUCUCGUGUGUCUUUCUCCGGCGCCUGCUUUCGUUCCUUUGAAUUUCCCGCGGAUUGGCUUUUUCAGCAAAACGCUUUGCGCCACGCGACAGUUUAUAGAUUUCGCCUUAGCCAACCCUAAUUACUCCCAGAAACCCUCGGAUCCUUCCUCUCCACCCAUAUACACACAAUUCAUUCAUUAUGGGUUCCGCGCCGAUAGACGGCAGCGGUAACGUUGCCGUCGACUCUGAGAGGUUGAGCAAUGAGAAGGGGUCCUCGCCCGCGGCCGCGGGCCACCAUGACGAAGUGCAGUGUCCUCCGCAUACGACGGAGAGGAAGCUGCUCAUGAAGAUCGACUCCAGAGUCAUCCCCUGGCUGUGCAUCAUGUACCUCCUGGCCUUUCUGGACAGGGUCAACAUCGCCAACGCCAAUGUCUUUGGCCUCUCGGACGAGCUACACCUGGACGGAACGCUGUACAACAAUGCGCUCGUCGUCUUUUUCGUGCCGUAUAUCCUGUUCGAGAUCCCCAGCAACAUCCUGGUCAAGCGCUUCCGGCCGCACGUCUGGCUGUCGAUCAACAUGGGGGGCUUCGGGCUGGUGACGCUGGCCCAGGGCUUCGUCACAAGCUACGGCGGCCUCGUGACGACGCGCUUCUUCCUCGGCGUCUUCGAGUCAGUCAUGUUUCCGGCCUCCUUCUAUCUCAUCGGCAUGUGGUACAAGCGCAGCGAGGCCCAGAAGCGCUAUUCCUUCUUCUUCAGCAGCACCACCCUGGCCGGCGCUUUUGGAGGCCUGAUCGCCGCCGGUAUCGGUAAGAUGGCGGGCGCGCGAGGCUACGCCGGCUGGCGCUGGAUCUUCAUCAUCGAGGGCGCCCUGACCGUCUUUGUCAGCUUUUUCUUCUACUUCCUCCUCCCGGACUUUCCAGAGGAGGCAAAGUGGCUCACCGAGGAGGAGCGCCAGUUCGUCACCGCCCGCCUGCGCGUCGACCAGGGCAACUCAGCCGUUGAGAAGAAGAUCACGCUGCGCGAUGUCGGGCGAGUGUUCAAGGACUACAAAGUCAUUGUCGCAGGUUUCAUGUACUUUGGCCUCAUUGUGCCGGCUUAUGGUUACGCAUACUUUGCUCCAUCCAUCAUUGCUUCAUAUGGCUACAGCCCAAUCCAAACUCAGCUCCACAGCGUCCCGCCCUGGGUGGCUGCUUUCGGAAUGUCGAUGCUCUUCGCCGUCGCGUCGGACCGCAUGCGCCACCGAUGGGGCUUCGCCGUCUUUGCGAUCCUCGUUGCCAUCGCCGGCUUCAGCAUCCUCCUCGGCGUGCACAACAACACGGACGUGCAGUACGCCGGCCUCUUCCUGAUCGCCAUGGGCGCCUACACCGCCAUGCCCAUCAUCGUCUGCUGGUUCAACAUGAACCUGGGCGGCCACCACCGGCGAGCAGUCGGGUCCGCGUGGCAGGUUGGUUUCGGAAACAUUGGCGGCAUCAUCGCCGUCUACGCAUUCCUCAAGCGCGACGCCCCGCUCUACAUCCCGGGCUACAGCAUCUGCAUUGCUUUUACGACGCUGAGCAUUAUCGCCUGCACAAUCUACGGCUUUGCGUGCAUGUCUGCCAAUAAAAAGAGGGCCAGGCUCACGCAGUCUGGCACUGUGGAGGAGAAUUCCGAUCUUGGAGACUUGUCGCCUUCGUACAGGUAUCUUUUAUAAUACAUCAGGGGGGAAUCGAUGCACUUGGCCUGCUGCAUAAUGGCUUCUCUUUGUUCUCGUUGCGAUAUAUGACAGCCCAAUCAGAAGUAUAAUUCUUUGUUCGACACAGCGUCGCUCUCGCUGUUUUUGAAUCACUCUUUGCUACAACAGUACGCUCAGGAACUCGUCACGUUGACCAGUGGAAAGUUUAUCCCCUUGUCGGCGGCUCCAGUGUUCCCCAGCCCCGCGCAGCUGUACAACCCGACGGCGUUGCCAGGGGUGGCUCGCAUGUAUUGUAGGUCGAGGCAAUGCUCUGCUUGUCGCAUAACACCCUCCCAGCUUCCGGUCAGCUUGUGUAUGUGAUGGUCGCGCAAGGUAACAGGUGGUUAGAGGGUAGUCGUCCACUUACGCGGUUGCGGCGACAGCUCAAGGGCAAUGCGCCCGUCCGCCAUGGCGUUCCACUUCUGACCAUCGACGGCGUCGGAGCAGUUUGCUAGGUUGAUGUUGGCCAUAUUUCUCCAGGUUGCUGAUUUCCCAAAUUAGAUGCCUAUCAGCUUUGAACGCCUCAUAUGUAUGUUUCGCAGCCGGGAAGCACCAAGUAAGACUCACCCUUCAGCCCGGCAUCCAUGCACCACGUGGUGUCGACCAGCUGGAUCUUGGUCUUUCCCGCUUUGAUGUACCACUGUUGUUCGGGGUUGCCAUUGAGUUGUUGGCUGUUUGUCUCGUUUAGUCCCAUAUUGGUCAGUAAAAAAGAAGAAGAAAAAAUAGAUAGGAAAACAAGUAGAAUAGGACAAAAAGACUCACACAACCAAGGUACUCCCGACCGAGGCCGCCUUAGGUUGAACCACAAACUUGGUAUUGACGUUUGACGUUAUGUAGAC